AUGUUCAUGUUUGUACAUACAUAUACAUGCGCAUCCACCACCACAUUCUUUACUCCACAUAGUCGCUUGGAACUGAAACUCUUGCGCCCCUCUUGCCUUUGCGCAUUAGACUCUUGUUUCGGCGACUGACUCUGCUUCCCAGCACACCAUGUCUAAGCUAUCGCCAUCCCUCAAGUCGCUCAUCAACGCCGCACACUCGCGCCCAGGCCCCGUGCCGGCGCCCGCAGGAAUCCAAGGCAUAUACAACCGGAUAGAAAAAGAAGCCACAGACCGCAAGCUGGGACGCCCAUCAUGGCUCAGCAUAUCCACAGCCGCAACAAUGACCAUGAACUCGCCCGAAUCCAUGAUUGCCCUCUACCAUAGCUCGAGCAAAUCACGCCCAGAAAGUGAAAGCGUUGCAAUCGCGGAAUUUAUGCGCGAAAUCGGCCUCAAGUGUAUCGGUUUCAACGGCAUUCCCCGCACAAUCAAUAUGCUAAACGCCUUCCGUGCGGCUCUCCCAGCCUCAGUUGCAUCAUCGCUGAAUAAAACACCUACGCGCUUUCCCGACCCCUCCAACGUUGAGCAAAUAAACAAGCGUGGUCGUGAACUCUGGAACGCAAUCUACCGCCCUCUGGAAACAAAACUUGAACAGAAGCUUGGAGAAGCGCACCCGGAUUUACCCGUCUUCAUCAUAAACAGCGAGUACGGAGGCCUCUUUACCGAUCCCCCGCGCAACCAAGGUGCAACCGUAGGACGCAUCACGACGAGCUUGAUUGCUAUAACGUGUUUGAGAGCGCAACAGGGUGUCGGUCCACAAGUACUCAGCCAUGUCUUCGGAUUGAGGAAAUCAUGGGAAGAUGGAACCUGGAAGCAAGAACCCGAAGCAGGCGAGGAAGAAGGAAUCAAGUGGCUAGUUAGUGACGAGGGAUGUACAUGGGUGUUGGAGAAGGUGGAUGAGCUUGUACAAGAAUUGGGUGGUGGACAGGGAAGCACUUUUGCGCCUGUCAAGGCGAAGUUGUAAGGUUGAGGAAGUAUGUGGAUUGUUAUAUAUAUACCCCGGUAUCGUUGACUCGACAUCUCUAGCUCGUAUGCAUAUGUAACUCAUGUUUUCCUUCACCCACUUCCAGAAAUGUUGGCAUUAAAUGGCUCAGCAAUGGAAACCUGACCCGCUGCUGCUGUAUCCAGCCCAAUAUUCG
This is a messenger RNA of Bipolaris maydis ATCC 48331, 1175 nucleotides long. RefSeq lists its product as uncharacterized. The record is from RefSeq and is a predicted model, not a curated record. NCBI's taxonomy places the organism in Eukaryota, Fungi, Ascomycota, Dothideomycetes, Pleosporales, Pleosporaceae.